AUGCCUCAUUUCGCCCUAGGUGCCCAGAUGCCAAGAAAACACCUUUCCUGCCUGAAGAUCCCUGGCGGAGGGCUGGGCCAUGGCGUCCCCAUCAGACCCCGUCACAUUUCGAGAGUUCUGUCCUUUGUACUAUCUGCUCAAUGCCAUCCCCACAAAGAUCCAGAAGGGCUUCCGCUCACUGGUGGUGUACCUCACAGCCCUGGACGCCAACGGGGACUAUAUUGCCGUGGGCAGCAGCAUCGGCAUGCUCUACCUGUACUGCCGCCACCUCAGCCAGAUGAGAAAAUACAACUUUGAGGGCCGAACAGAGUCCAUCACAGCUGUGAAGCUCCUGAGCUGCUUCGAUGACCUGGUGGCCGCGGGCACAGCCUCGGGGAGAGUCGCGGUCUUCCAGCUAGUGUCUUCACUACCCGGGAGAAAUAAGCAGCUCCGGAGAUUUGAUGUCGCUGCCAUUCACAAAACCAGCAUAACGGCUCUGGCCUGGAGCCCCAACGGGAUGAAAUUAUUCUCUGGCGAUGACAAGGGGAAGAUCGUCUAUUCGUCUCUGGAUCUAGACCAGGGCGUCUGUCACUCACACCUGGUACUGGAGGAGCCGUCUUCCAUCGUGCAGCUGGACUACAGCCAGAGGGUGCUGCUGGUGUCCACGCGCCAGAGGAGCCUGCUCUUCUACACAGAGGAGAGGGCAGUGCAGCAGGUCGGCACGCAGCCCAGAAAAAGCACUGGGAAGUUUGGUGCUUGCUUCAUCCCUGGCCUGUGUAAGCAGAGCGACCUCACCCUGUACGCGUCUCGGCCAGGGCUCCGCCUGUGGAAGGCCGACGUUCACGGCGCUGUCCAGGCCACGUUCAUUCUAAAGGAUGUGUUUGCUGGCGGGGUGCAGCCCUUCGAGCUCUACCCGCGCCUGGAGUCAGCUGAUGGCGGGGGCUGCGGCUCCCCUGAGAAGCACCUGGGGCUGGUGUCAUGCUUUUGCCAGGACGGCUGGGUGCUGAGCUGGAAUGAGUACAGCAUCUACCUCCUGGACACCGUUAACCAGGCCACGAUUGCUGGUUUGGAAGGAUCUGGUGACAUCGUGUGUGUUUCCUGCACCGAGAAUGAGAUCUUCUUCUUAAAGGGAGACAGGAACAUCAUAAGACUUUCCAGCAGGCCUGAAGGCCCAGCAUCAAUAGGGCGAGACAGUCUGGAGGUGUCAGGGGCUGCCGAGUGCUCCCGCGCACAGUGGGGAGAGAAGCCGGUGGGAGCCGGAGGGACCGAGACUCGGCUCCGCGGCCACUCGGUGACCAGCUCCGCAGCCAGCGAACCCAGGAGCCGGAGCAGCUCACUCACCUCCACCGACAGCAGCUCUGGGCUCCCGGGGGCCCUGGCUAGAGGCAGCCAGCCCGCAGCACAGAGGUUCAGUGUCAUCAGCACGGAAGACUUCGACCAGGAGCUGGUGGUGAAGCCCCUCAAAGUGAAGAAGCGCAGGAGGAGGCGCAAGUCAGAAGGCGGAAGCAGGAGUACAUGCCCCAGCUCUCUGGACUCCACGCCCUGCUGUGAGUUUCCCGAAGACAGUCCCCAGGCCUUGCUCACUGACCUGCUGCCCCCCGGCAUUGGGGGCUCCUGCAGCCUGGGGUCUCCCGAUGGUGAGAGCAAUCUCCACAGCCUGCAGGACAUGGACCCGGAAGCAUUUAGUGUUCUGGAAGUGCCUGAACCUAGCCCUGACAUACCUGGUGAAGACUGUGCCCCAGGAACCCCUGUGCCCCUGGGACACCCUGCGCAGGAGUUAGAGCUUCCCUGUGGGGAGCAGAGCCUGCCCUUGCCACCCAGGGAAGAUGGAGAAGGCUGUGAGGUCUCCAGCCUGCAAGAGGAGCUGGGCCCUGCGCAGCACAGUGGACAGUCCCCCUGCCCAGAGCAGGAUGGCGCUGAGCAGGUCCUGGAGGCCACGUGCCUAGAGCCAGGUGACCCCCAUCCUGUUUCUGAUGUUCCGGUCCUGGGAUCCUCCCCAGUGCCUCCUGGCCUUGGCUGGUUCCCCUGUGCUGACCAGUGGCCGCUGGUGACCAGAGCCGAUGAGGGCAGCAUUGAGGGGGCCAGCCAGGAGCAAGACCACCUUGGGACCCACCCCGAGCCCGUGGUCCCUGGCAGAGACACUGGUCAGAAAGCCAGUGCAGAUGUGGAGGGACAGCAGACUCGUCCGGUCUCAGCCUGGGCGACCAGGGCCCCAGAGCCUCGCGCAGAACCGCCUUCCCGGGAGCCGGCACUGACGUCCAGCGAUGAGGAAGACAUCUACGCCCAUGGGCUCCCCUCUUCGUCCUCAGAGACGAGUGUGACAGAGCUCCGAGGCAGUCGCUCCCCGGGGCAGGAGCUGGGUCAGCCUGGCCCAGAUGGCACGGGGCUGCCCAAGUCAGACCAGUUUGCAGAAAGCUGGAUGGUCUACUCGGGCCCCGGCUGUGGCAUCCUCAGCCUGGCCAUCUCUGAGAAACACGUGUGGUGCCUGGACAGCAGAGGCGGGCUCUUCUGCAGCGCGCUGCCGGGCGCCGGGCUGCGCUGGCACAAGUUCGAAGACGGCGUCCAGCAGGUGGCGGUCUCGCCCUCAGGUGCCCUUCUCUGGAAGAUCGAGCAGAAGUCAAACCGCGCUUUCGCCUGUGGGAAAGUAACGGUCAAGGGGAAGCGGCACUGGUACGAGGCUUUGCCCCAGGCGGUGUUUGUGGCCCUGAGCGAUGACACGGCCUGGGUCAUCAGGACCAACGGGGACCUGUACCUGCAGACAGGUCUCAGCGUGGACCGCCCCUGUGCCCGAGCCCUGAAGGUCGAUUGCCCGUACCCGUUGGCACAGGUCACAGCCCGCAGCUGCGUGGUUUGGGCGCUGACGGAGCAGCGGGCGCUGCUGUACCGAGAGGGCGUGAGCACCUUCUGCCCCGAGGGGGAGCAGUGGAAGUGUGACAUCGUCAGUGAGCGGCAGGCCUUGGAGCCAGUGUGCAUCACCCUCGGGGACCAGCAGACACUCUGGGCCCUGGAUGUCCACGGACACCUGUGGUUUCGAACUGGCAUCAUGCCCAAGAAGCCCCAAGGAGACGAUGACCACUGGUGGCAAGUGAGCAUCACAGACUACGUGGUGUUCGACCAGUGCAGCCUCUUCCAGACCAUCAUCCACGCCACACACUCAGUGGCCACAGCUGCCCAGGUGCCCGUUGAGAAGGUGGCGGACAAACUGCGCCUGGCAUUUUGGUCUCAGCAGCUCCAGUGCCAGCCCAGCCUCCUGGGAGUGAGCGCCAGUGGUGUCUGGAUCUCCUCUGGCAAGAAUGAGUUCCAUGUCGCUAAAGGAAGUCUUGUCGGCACCCACUGGAAUGCUGUCGUGCCCCGAGGGACGGCGUCCACCACAAAAUGGGCCUUUGUGUUGGCGUCCACGGCCCCCACAAAGGAAGGAAGCUCCCUGUGGCUGUGCCAGGGCAGCAAGGACCUGUGCAGCGUGAGCGCCCAGAGCGCGCAGGCCCGCCCGUCCACCGUGCAGCUGCCGCCCGACGCCGAGAUGCGGGCCUACGCCGCCUGCCAGGACGCACUCUGGGCCCUGGACAGCCUCGGGCAGGUGUUCAUCAGGACCCUGUCCAAGAGCUGCCCCACGGGCAUGACCUGGACCAGGCUGGACCUGUCCCAGCUAGGCUCCAUCAAGCUGACCAAUUUGGCAUGUGGAAACCAGCAUGUCUGGGCCUGUGACUCUAGGGGUGGAGUUUACUUCCGUGUGGGGACCCAGCCUUUGAACCCCAGUCUGAUGCUUCCAGCCUGGAUUAUGAUCGAGCCCCCAGUGCAGCCCGCUGGGGUGACCUUGGUCAGCGUACACUCCAGCCCCAAUGACCAGAUGCUGUGGGCACUGGACAGCAGGUGGAAUGUGCACGUGCGUGUGGGGAUCACGGAGGAGAUGCCCGUGGGGACCGACUGGGAGCACGUGCCAGGCUUGCAGGCGUGCCAGCUGGCACUGAGCCCGCGAACCGUGUGGGCCCGCUGCCCCAACGGUGACCUGGCCCGCCGCUACGGCAUCAGCGACAAGAACCCGGCGGGAGACUACUGGAAGAAGGUCCCGGGGAGCGCCACCUGCCUCACAGUGACCACAGCAGACGAGCUCUGGGCCGUGGGCCCCGCCGGCGCCCUCCUCCAGCGGCUCACGAGGACUUUCAGCCACGGGCACGGGGCCCAGAGCAGCCCGGCCAGUGCACCGCACCCCGAGGAGCUGGAGGACGAGUGGGAGGUCAUCUGAAGGCCGCGCCACCAGCACCCAGGGAGCAGCGAGGCCGCGCUGCUGCGACAUGCCCGGUCAGUUCGGAGCCCCACAAGCUUCUCCCCCCGACACCACCACGGUUAUGGUGGCGGCACCCCUGGACCCUGGUGGGGGGGGACUGGGGGCUGUGGUGCCCCGUUGCAUGCACUGCAGUUACCUGUGUGCUGCAUCCCCUCAUCCCUGUCCACACCCGCCCAGCAGGGCUACACACUCCUGCGGGCAGGACCGGCCAGAGCCAGGCAGGGCACCAGCCAGGGAAUGCAUCAGUGCCCAGCCUGCCGCCAUGCCCCCAGCACCUCAGACACAUUUCAUGCGUGAGACUGCAGUGGGGCACCAGUCAGGUGUCCCCGUGGGGCACCCCCCCGCCCCAGCCAGGGCAGGUGCACACCUCGAGGAGGCUCUGGCAGCGGUACAGGCUGGGGCGCAGACAAGGGGUGCAUGGAGGCGGAGCCUCGCCACGGCCUUUUCCCGCUGUUGAGCCCUGCAGCAGAUACCUCACCUGGAGUCGAGCUCACUCCAGACGUGCAUUCCUGAAACCGGGGCAGGCCGAGUGUGGCCGCCAGAGGGACCCCGGCAGGGCAGUGGCAGCGUGAGGGCUGGGCCCUGAGGCCUCCAUCUGGAGCCCUGACCUCCAGCCACGGCUGUUCUGACUGCGGUGACAGGGCCAGCUGCCAGGAAGGGGGUUCCCGGGGCGGGUCAGUGAGGUGGGGGCCCCUUGGCAUCUGCCCACCUGCCUCGGCGGCUCCUACACCGAGGGGCCGCUGCUGAGUCCAGCCGCAGCUCCGCACCACCUCCAGGCCAGCUCCGUGCUUGACCUUCUGGUUUUUGUUUUCAGCUGUGCUUGGAGACAGUGCAAUAAACUGGGACUUUUCCAAACCUG
Molecule: messenger RNA, 5123 nt
Organism: Sorex fumeus (smoky shrew)
Lineage: Eukaryota; Metazoa; Chordata; Mammalia; Eulipotyphla; Soricidae
Gene: TECPR2
Product: tectonin beta-propeller repeat containing 2
Exons: 19
Coding region: 80-4222 (1380 amino acids)
Molecular function (GO): protein binding
Source: RefSeq, a predicted model, not a curated record